AUGGCCCCGACAAAGAACUCUCGAAAAGAUCACGACGAUCACAAAGCCGACACUCCCGCCGGAGGGAAGAACGGCCACGGCUCUACAAAGAUGCGCCGCGGUGCCAGCCAUCAGUCUCACGCUGCUCUGAACCGCGAGCUGCAUGCCGCUCCCACUUCGGCGCCCGUACAAGUGCCGACCGAGCCUCUUCUGCCCAGCCUUCCCUGGGCCUCCUUCGAGCGACGAUCCCUCCACGCCUACCUCCGCGAGCACGAGCUCACCACGCCGUCCUCCUACACCAGCUCCUUUCACAAUUGGGUGCUGUCACGACCCGGCAGCUUGGGCUUAUACUCCCCCACAAUGGUUCGCAAGCAACAGAUCAAGCGACAGUCCAAAGAUCAGCUCGCCCUAGCUGUGCGCAAGCACUUCAAUGGGCUGGGCAUCCAAGAAAACGAUGUCAUUGUCGACUUCAUCUACAAAGUCCGCAACCACCAAGACGUCAAGGACCAAUCACCGACCAAAUACAGCAUCGAGGUGGCAGAUUGA
This is a messenger RNA of Trichoderma gamsii, 525 nucleotides long. RefSeq lists its product as hypothetical. The record is from RefSeq and is a predicted model, not a curated record. Gene Ontology annotation, cellular component: histone deacetylase complex. Gene Ontology annotation, molecular function: protein binding; transcription coregulator activity. Bases 1 to 525 code for a protein of 174 amino acids. Gene Ontology annotation, biological process: regulation of DNA-templated transcription. The transcript is spliced from 2 exons. NCBI's taxonomy places the organism in Eukaryota, Fungi, Ascomycota, Sordariomycetes, Hypocreales, Hypocreaceae.